GUCGCGUUCGUCAGUCCUAGUUGAUACUCCGAUCGGUCCACUUCGGCUUCGCGUUCGUUUUGCUGCGGUGCCGUCCGUCCGGCGGCGAGUUUUGCUUACAGUGCUUCUCCGCACACAAUCAAAGUAGGCGCGCGCGUGUACGUCCUUGUGAGAUCGCUAUCGCGCGUUUGGCUGUAUUAGUGUGUGCGGCGCGAGGGUGUUUUUGUUGGCGAGGGAUGACAGGAUGAAGGGAUAGGGACCCCUCGACGUCAGGCUUUGCGCCGCACGGAAUGUCGGCCCGACACAAUGACAAGAGUGUGUAGUUUUUGCACACCCGGCGGCACCUUGCGUGGGUGUGUGUAGUGUGCGUGUUUGUGCACAUGUGUGUUCGCACACAGCAGGCUGUGCACAGCAGUGUGUGCGUGUGAUCUGGCUAGAAGAUCCUUAGAAGGAAGAAAAUUUGAAAUGAGAGAAAUUCAAUUGAUGCAAGUGGAUUGGGCGAAAUUGUUUUGAAUAAAAGAAAGUACGAGCUUUCGAGAAAAGAAUUCUGUCAAUUUUAUUGAAAACCCGUCAAGAAGAAAGUUUUUAAAUUCCCGUCGAAGACGACACACACCAAUACCAACGUUGUGUCGUCGUGUCGUGUCGAGGAGGAAAACAAAAAUCAAUAACUCGGAUGUUUUGGUCGGCUUCGUGUCUCCGCAAGGAGGAAAACCUUUGAGUAGUGUUUUUGACAACAGCUGAAGAAGGUGUGUUCGAAAUUUACCGUGUACCGAUUUUAACAAAAAUAAAAUCGCAGUAAGCGUUGAGUAACGAGAAGAUUGUGGCCCUCUUGGAUAAUUUGUGAAUUUUCAAAUUUGGGAAAAAGGUUCAAACGAGAGUGAAAUUGUUAAAUUUUUACGUCAGCGCUGUUAAGAAAAAGAAGAAGCUGCAAUUAAGGUGAAAUAAUUGCCGUUUGAAUCGACGAAAAGAAGCGGAGAAAAAGUAUUCACCGAGCCCCAACCCCUAUGAUUUAUGGCCCAAAGUUGAUUAAAUCAGUUGAACGGCCCCUUCUACGCUCAAUCGAAGUGAAUUGAGGAAGAAACAAGUGAGUGUGGUGAGUGUAUGUGAAUGUUUGGCGAUAUCUCACGUGAAACGUGAGCAAAGUGAAGUUAUCUACCGUAACGAGAAGAAGAGAGCCAGCUGAAAAUAAAACGGUUCACUUUUUAUUGUGUGUUUUUCAAAACGUCAGCAACCUUUUGCCGAAAAAACCGCAACAACGUUAAAAAUCGCAGCAACCCAACAACACUUGAAAGGUUGCGCGCGGCUGAGUUCGGGACAACAAUUGGAUUACCCAAAAAGGGAGCUGUAGCAGCAGCAGGCCGGGAACGAGUUUGAAGGUGUUCGGAGGAACGGGUUGCUACGAGAGAAACAAAAGUUGUUCAACAUUGAAACAGAAACUGCCAGCACUGACCCCACCGACAGCAAAAAACAUGGAAUAAUUCGUGACAAUCGUGGAACCACCCUAACGGCAGCUUAAAUGUCGAACCAAGACCCGGUACCACCCUAGUGUCCCCACCCGCAAAAGUGUGAGUGUGUUCUUGUUCAGGAAAAAAGGGAGUUUCGGUGAGAUAGCCCUUCGAAGAAAAAGUGUGUUGCCAAAAAGUUAGUUUUAGAAAAUUAGAAAAAAAAAUAAGUGAAGCAGUGUAAAAAGUAAUCCGGAUGGAUACGAUGGUGUUCGACGACGAGCCGCCACCCGAACCGCGGGACGGGUGGCUCCUGGUGCGCAUCUACGUGCCCGAGCUGAACGUGUACAAGUGCUUGCAGUUCCCGUCCGAUAAGGUCGUCUGGGACGUCAAGCAGCAGUGUCUGGCGUCGCUGCCAAAGGAAUUGAAGGAGAGCUUCAACUAUGGACUGUUUUGUCCGCCGUCCAACGGGAAAGCUGGCAAGUUCCUGGACGAGGAACGGCGGUUAGGGGACUAUCCGUUCAACGGACCCGUCGGGUAUUUGGAGCUCAAGUACAAACGGCGCGUGUACAAGAUGCUGAACCUGGACGAGCGCCAGCUGAAGGCGCUGCACACCCGGGCCAACCUGCGGCGCUUCCUGGAGUGCAUCAACGGGGGCCAGGUGGAGAAGGUGGCCAAGAUGUGCGCCAAGGGCCUCGACCCGAACUUCCACUGCCAGGAGACGGGCGAGACGCCGCUCACGAUCGCCACCGGGACGAAGAAGCCGAACAAGCUGCUGAUCGCGCUGGUCAACGGCGGGGCGCUGCUCGACUACCGGACACGGGACGGGGCGACCGCGCUGCACCGGGCCGUCGAGCGGGACAGUCUGGAGGCGGUCAGCACCCUCCUGGAGCUGGGCGCCUCCCCCAACUACCGGGACACGAAGGGCCUGACGCCGGUCUACCUGUCGGUGACGCGCAAAACCGAACCCAAGAUCUGCGAGGCGCUGCUGCACGACCACGCCACGCUCGGCAUCCAAGACAGCCAGGGCUGGCAGGAGGUGCACCAGGCUUGUCGGAACGGGUUAGUGCAUCACCUAGAGCACUUGCUGUUCUACGGUGCGGAUAUGGAUGGGCAGAACGCUUCCGGCAAUACGCCGCUGCAUGUUUGCGCUGUUAACAAUCAGGAGGCUUGCGCUAGAAUGCUUCUCUUUCGCGGUGCCAACCGGGGCGCACUAAACUAUGCCAAUCAGACACCGUACCAGGUAGUAUUCCUUUCCUUCAUUCUUAUUUAUUUAUUUAUUUUUAUGUUAUUAGUUUUAAAUCACCAACCACCAGUGUUUUAUUUGUCUUUUAUUUUCCCCCAUCCUAAGUUUCACACAUUUUCCACUUCAUUUGUCGUGAAAACAAUGCAAUUGUUAGGUUGUCUCAGCAAAUUUUGCGCUCCCCUCCACUUGCAGCGAAUGUGUCACACUUUUUUGCAAUUUUUUGCCAUCUAGUCGGGGUAAAGUUAC
This is a messenger RNA of Culex pipiens pallens (northern house mosquito), 2913 nucleotides long. RefSeq names its product protein shank-like. The transcript is spliced from 6 exons. Bases 1678 to 2898 code for a protein of 406 amino acids. The record is from RefSeq and is a predicted model, not a curated record. Gene Ontology annotation, cellular component: postsynaptic membrane; dendritic spine; postsynaptic density. NCBI's taxonomy places the organism in Eukaryota, Metazoa, Arthropoda, Insecta, Diptera, Culicidae. Gene Ontology annotation, molecular function: ionotropic glutamate receptor binding; synaptic receptor adaptor activity.